AUGAAGAAGAUCACAGUAUACGUCGAAGACGGGGAAACCACGGUAAAAUUAUUGGAUCCGUUAGUCCUAACGCACGCGUCCAAACUCUACUUGAAAACGGCCGCCGUGUUUUGGACGUAUCAAAAUAUUCGGAAAGGAUACAACGACUAUUUUUCCAUCGAUAAGAAAAAAGUCACGUUGGACGAAGGAUACUGGACGUUUAAAAAUUUACGGAAAGAGCUGGAAAGUCACGGAUUAUCCGUCGAAGAAUAUCCCGACGGUCGAAUCAAGAUCGGAUACACGAAAGGUAUAAAAUUCUUAAAUCUAUGGAAAUUAAGUGACUUGUUGGGAUAUACCACUACCUUUUCGACGACGCAUCCAAGCGAUCGGUCCGUCGAUAUUCAUGAAGGAUUAAGAUUUUUAACCGUCGGUUGUAAUUUAGCGAACCGAUCCCGAAAUAUAGAUUUUAAUGGAUUUCCCAGUAAUAUCAUCACGUCGCUUCCCAUCGACGGAACGAAACCUCUGUUCGGAACGACGACUAAAUACAACGACAUCGAAAGUGAAGUCACUGCGGAUGCGGGAAUUUACAACGAACUUUAUUUCGACGUGAAAUCUAACGUUCGCGGUAUCGUACCGGGAAAUGUUUUAAUGGAACUCUAUGUCAUAUAA
This is a messenger RNA of Paramuricea clavata, 648 nucleotides long. NCBI's taxonomy places the organism in Eukaryota, Metazoa, Cnidaria, Anthozoa, Malacalcyonacea, Plexauridae. The record is from the annotation of a GenBank genome assembly.